Molecule: messenger RNA, 2024 nt
Organism: Oreochromis aureus
Lineage: Eukaryota; Metazoa; Chordata; Actinopteri; Cichliformes; Cichlidae
Gene: gmpr
Product: guanosine monophosphate reductase
Exons: 9
Coding region: 383-1420 (345 amino acids)
Biological process (GO): nucleotide metabolic process
Cellular component (GO): GMP reductase complex
Molecular function (GO): GMP reductase activity
Source: RefSeq, a predicted model, not a curated record
GAGAGAGAGUGUGUGUGUGUGUGGCUGCAGAUGGGACAGGACAGCCCGGACCUGCUUGCCAGCUCAGCCACUGCUGCUCCUGCCAUUCAGCUGAAGAGCGGAGAAGGGGGGAGACAGGCGAGGCUGGAGGAGUGGAGUGCUGGAGCGAGAGAAAAGACAGAAAGAGGGGGGAGAGAGAGAGUCCAGGCCCAAAUAAAGACAUGGGGGCCAGGACUGGGCUGGGUCCCUCUUUGCUAUAAAAACGCUGGCCUCCUUGAGACUCGGGUUUGGUGGUUGGGGCUUGGGACCAGCGACCACCACAGCUGCUGCAGUCUUCCUCGGGGGAGCUACCUCUGCAUACUCGCCAUCAUCGUCCUGGUCAUCAUUUCUGGGGGCAUUCAAGAUGCCUCGAGUGGACGCAGACCUCAAGCUGGACUUUAAGGAUGUCCUUUUCAGACCCAAGAGGAGCAGCCUGAAGAGCCGCUCAGAGGUGGAUCUUCAGAGGACCUUUACAUUCCGCAACUCUAAGCAGACCUACAUAGGUAUCCCCAUCAUUGCAGCCAACAUGGACACCACAGGAACAUUUGAGAUGGCACAAGUUCUCAGUAAACACACCCUCUUCACAGCCAUUCAUAAACACUACUCUGUAGAAGACUGGAAAAACUUUGCUGCUAGUCACCCAGAGUGCUUAGAGCACGUAGCUGCUAGCUCAGGGAGCGGCAGUGCAGAUCUGGAGAAGCUGUGUGCCAUCCUGGAAGCCGUCCCUGCCCUCAAGUACAUUUGUCUGGACGUGGCCAAUGGCUACUCUGAGUACUUUGUGGAGUUUGUCAAGAAAGUCCGAGAAAAGUUCCCCAAACACACCAUCAUGGCUGGUAACGUGGUAACGGGAGAGAUGGUGGAGGAACUCAUCCUGUCUGGUGCUGACAUCAUCAAAGUGGGCAUCGGGCCAGGUUCUGUGUGCACGACAAGGAUCAAGACAGGAGUGGGUUACCCACAGCUCAGUGCCGUUAUAGAGUGUGCAGACUCAGCUCAUGGACUCAAAGGCCACAUUAUCUCUGAUGGUGGCUGCAGUUGCCCUGGAGAUGUAGCUAAGGCCUUUGGUGCCGGUGCUGACUUUGUAAUGAUGGGAGGAAUGCUCGCAGGCCACGACCAGUGCUCCGGGGAGGUCAUUGAGAAGAACGGCAAGAAGUACAAACUAUUUUACGGCAUGAGCUCCGACACAGCCAUGAAGAAAUACACCGGGGGAGUUGCCGAGUAUAGGGCAUCAGAGGGGAGGACGGUCGAGGUUCCCUACAAAGGAGAUGUGGAAAAUACCAUCCGGGAUGUGUUGGGGGGACUCCGCUCCACCUGCACCUAUGUGGGUGCCGCCAAACUCAAAGAGCUGAGCCGCAGAACCACCUUUAUCCGUGUCACACAGCAGUCUAGCCAUAUGUUCACUUAAGGGGGUGGUACUACUUUCUCCCAGUAGCAGCAGGACCACAUACAGACCUACACCUCACUUCACCACGCACCUGUUUCCUCUCAAGAUAUCUGCUGUCCGAAAGCUUUCAGCUCCUUCAGGCCGCAAUUAAACCAACUCAAAAAUUUGACUUGAAUUACCCCGAUGGAUAACAAUACUUUACUCACUUUAAUCUCACAGUGAGUGUGUUUCUAUGCUUGCAGAAACCAAUAAAGUACUGUUGUAAUUUAUGCAGACAUUGUUUUUGAAUGGGAAUGUGCAAAUACGCUUCACCUACAAACACCCGGAUAAAUACUUCCCAGUUUUGGGAAGCGGCAGUGAAACUACUACAGUGGAGAUCUUUCAGAAACUUGUAUAUAAAGUUGUUACUGGAGACUAUUUCAACAUUAACAACAUAUCAAGAGCAAGCAAGAAUAUGAGAUUUGUACAACACACUCAGCAGGAACAUGUUGGUAUUAGUGGUAAGAUCAAUUUUGCUGAAGUCUAUCCUAAAAUGAAUGUGCAAGUUGAUAUGCCAGAUCCAGAGACUCCGGCCUUUAAUUGUCAAGACAGAAAUUGUGUGCAAUAAACUGCAUGGAGAACCUUG